AUGUCUCAAUCACCGUCUCAAUCACCCUUCGUCUCGCUCAUCACCACUGUCAUGGGAAUCGUCCCCAUCGGUUUCGGCAUCAACGCCAUCCUGCGUCCCGCCCAUGCCUUGACCUUCUUCGAGUUUGAACCCCCUGUCGCUCCUCUUGACCGAAGGCUGGUUGACAGUCUGAUGGUGGUAUACGGUGUGAGAGAUAUUUUCAUGGGCCUCGCCGUCUACGCUGCGGGAUUUCUCGGCACUCGCAAGUCCCUUGGUUGGACGUUGAUCGCAACCAGUGCUGUCGCGAUGGCCGAUGGGGCCGUGUGUUGGAGCAAUGGUCAUGGACAAUGGAAUCACUGGGGAUAUGUUCCUGUCAUCGCUGUCAUUGGGGGACUCUUGGACCGGAGUUCUAUCUUCAAGGAUUCGACGAAACACUCGAUCGGACAUCGCUCCCAGGACUUUUCCUCUCAGAUCACUUCCUUGAGCAUCAUCACCAUGGUUGGAUUCGACAUGCACGGCCUGACCCCUGCCCCGGUCACCCCGUUUACUCCUACGGGAGAGGUCGACUACGAUGCCAUUCAGCGACUAGGCAGUUGGCUUGGUAGCAUCGCCGGCGUCAAGGGCCUCGUCGUUCUCGGACACGCUGGUGAGGGGACAUUCCUCACUCCCGAAGAGCAAGUUUCGGUGAUCAAAGCCUUUGUCAAGUCCGUCAAGAACAAGAUUCCUAUCAUUGCCGGCAUCACAGGGGAAGGCACCGAGGUAGCGGCCCUGGAAGCCAAGCGAGCCAAGGAGGCGGGAGCGGCGGCAGGUCUCCUGUAUCCCUCUCACGGAUGGCUACGCUUUGGCUACCAGAACGGCGCGCCUCAGGAUCGAUACAAGCGGGUAUACGAGGUCAGUGGCCUCCCGCUGAUCCUCUUCCAGUAUCCGGACAACACCAAAGCCACGUACAGUCUGCAGACGAUGCUCGACAUCGCGGCGCAGCCUGGCGUCUUCGCCAUGAAGAACGGAGUGCGCAACAUGCGUCGCUGGGAUACCGAGAUCCCCGUCAUCCGCCGAGAACGUCCCAAUCUCCAGAUCCUCAGCUGUCACGAUGAGUAUCUGCUGCACACGGCAUUCGACGUCGACGGCUUCCUCGUGGGGUACGGAAACAUCGCCCCCGAGCCUCUUAUCGAACUGAUCCAGGCCGGCAAGGCCAAGGACUACAAGAAGGCACGGCAGAUCCAUGACCGAUUGCUCCCAGUCACAAAGAGCGUGUAUCACCGUGGAUCCCACAUGGAGGGCACAGUCGCCCUCAAGCAUGCCCUCGUUGCUCGUGGGAUCCUGACCCACGCCACUGUCCGUUCCCCCUUGCUGCCUCUUGAGCCUGGCGCGGAGCAGGAGAUUCAUGCUGCCAUCAACGAGGCCUCGCUUUCUAUUAUUGCGAGACACUUGGAUUGCACCUACGCGAGCAAAUAUGCAAGAGGACGGCCGCCAACGCCUCAACCCGGGGUGACGCCCGCGCAGCCGGAACAGGGGCAAGAGCCCAGCCGAGAGAGGAGUCUGAGCCCGGAGCGACCCACUGAUCGGUCGGUCCUGUUGUCUCCCGAGAGUGAAGCCAGCAGGGACGCGCGGGAGACUGUUGUUGCUGCGGACGACGGGCUUCCGUCGCGAGCAACCCCCGAACUCGUCAUCGAGGGCCAAUAUUUCGAUCUCACCUCCGGGCUGACGUUCCUGCAUCGCGCAUGGAAGAAGAUACUGCUGCAGAGGGGAACUAUGGCAUUGCACGGGUCGAACGAGGCGGAGAAGAACCAGCUUCUGGCAUCGGCUGGGGAUAGACCGUUCGACCUCGGUGGUGGACAACACCUUGGAUCACUCCUUCAUGAGGCUAAUCCGCGGGAGCUGGUGACCUUCUACUUUGACAACUGUGUCGUGACGUACCGCUUGUUCCAUCGUCAGACUGUCGAGAGCUGGCUGGCCCUCUUCCUAGAUGAUCCGCAGCGCCGUGGUGCCAUCUCCCGUUCCCUUGGCAAUGCAAAGUGCGCAAUCCUUUUGACUAUCAUGGCGAUUGCGCGGCUACGAAUGGAGAAUAUUCACAGAUCUGGCUCUGCAGAACGCGAGCAGUCCGGUCUGAGGGACAGUGAUUGCCUGUUUCAUGCCGCGCUGGAAUUGACCGAUACAGAAAUAGGAUUUCCCCGCCUGGAAUCCGUGCAGGCCCGACUCAUCCAGGUGCUCUAUCUCUUGCAAACCUCGCGGAUGAACAAGGCAUGGUAUACACUGGGCCACGCAUGCCAGAUCAUCUCUUCCCUCGGUCUGCACCGAAGGGGGCCCCGGAAACAGGCCGGCCCCCCCGCUGGCUGCGCAGACUACAUCAGCCUCCAAUGUGUCCGACGGGUCUUCUGGGUGACCUACACAAUAGACAAGUACCUCAGCGUGGUGUUCGGCCGCCCACGCUUUCUUCACGACGACGACAUUGACCAGGAAUUUCCCGACUUGGUGAAUGACGAGGACAUGGGCCCGCAAGGCCCCGUGGUCGUCGAUUCCGUGCAGGAGUGUCACAUUCAGGCCUUGAUACUACAUGCCAAGAUUGCCCGAAUCAUCGGCCGUAUCUCAAGAGAGGUCUACUCUGUGGCCGUCAAGGAAGAUGACGAUCGGGUGUGUACUGCGCGUCGUCUCGCAGAAGAAGUGCGUGCGUGGCGCGCGACUCUCCCUCCGCACCUGGGGACCGUCAGGCCCUCCGCAUUGAUCCCAAGCUUUCGUCGCGAGGCCAUAGCGCUCCAGCUGGCUUACUCCCACGCCCUCAUUCAUUCGAACCGGCCCUUUCUACUCGCCGCAAGAACUUACUUCGGCGGUGACCAGGAGGUGGAACGGAGAGUGGACGAGUGUAUACGCGCGGCAAAGGAAGCAUUGGAGAUGGUAAACUCGAUGGCGGACGACAGUAACCUGCUCCAUGCUUUCUGGUGGAUGCCCUAUGUCAUCUUCUGCGCGUUGACCGUCGUGUAUGUCUGGGAAAUUCAGGGUAGGAGAGUUGAUAGCCUCGCGGAGGACAACGGGGAAUCAUUCCACACUCGCCUAUACGGACUCGCAGAAGGAUGCCUCACUCAUCUGCUCCAAGCAGGCUCGACUGCAUCUCCCAGCCGUCGUUACGGAUUGGUGCUAGAAGAGUUGAAAACCGCGGCCCAGCGGCAAAUGGCAGGAAACAACAGCCUUUGCGUGCAAGCAUUGGCAGAAAGUCGUGAUCAGACAUUAUUUCCCAACAUACAAUUGCCCGGGCAGUCAUUGGCAGAGACACUUUCCUCGCAGGCAAAUACGUACAGUACUCCCGUAAGCUCGCUGGACGCGUGGCAAUACACAAACUGGCUAGAUUUUGACUCUUCGGUAUUCGACCCAAUUCUGAGCGACAUCGAUCUUCUGGCGUCAUGGCCGUCUUCGAACCUCCAGUCAACACCCAAUUGCUUUACCUUUCCGUGCCCAUAG
Aspergillus thermomutatus is the source of this 3432-nucleotide messenger RNA. RefSeq lists its product as uncharacterized. The record is from RefSeq and is a predicted model, not a curated record. Gene Ontology annotation, cellular component: nucleus. Gene Ontology annotation, molecular function: zinc ion binding; lyase activity; sequence-specific DNA binding. Bases 1 to 3432 code for a protein of 1143 amino acids. The transcript is spliced from 4 exons. Lineage: Eukaryota; Fungi; Ascomycota; Eurotiomycetes; Eurotiales; Aspergillaceae. Gene Ontology annotation, biological process: DNA-templated transcription; positive regulation of transcription by RNA polymerase II.